Molecule: messenger RNA, 978 nt
Organism: Tripterygium wilfordii
Lineage: Eukaryota; Viridiplantae; Streptophyta; Magnoliopsida; Celastrales; Celastraceae
Exons: 2
Coding region: 1-978 (325 amino acids)
Molecular function (GO): zinc ion binding; nucleic acid binding
Source: RefSeq, a predicted model, not a curated record
AUGUCCAACCUCAUAAAACUUGAGUUCUUGCCUCUUGAUGUGUCUGGUGAAAAUUACUUAUCAUGGUGUGAUGAUAUUGAAACUCAUUUUGUGGCUUCAAAUCUUAGCAAGACUAUUACAGAUGGAAGUCAUGAAUCUCCCCAAGACCGGGCUAAGGCACUAAUCUUUCUACGCCGUCGCCUUCAUGAAGAAUUGAAAUCUGAAUAUCUUUCAGUUAAAAAUCCACUUGACUUGUGGAAGAAUUUGAAGGAAAUCACUACACGGCUGAAAUUGUGUGGUAUUACUAUUACAGAAAAUGAUAUGUUGGAAAAAACAUAUACUACUUUUCAUCCUUCGAAUAUGCUCCUGAUGCAGCAAUAUCUAGGACAAAAGUUUACUAAAUAUGCAGAAUUGAUUUCAUGUCUUCUGUUAGCAGAACAGAAUAAUGAACUUCUAUUGAAAAAUCACCAGUCACGUCCUACUGGAGCUGUUCCAUUCCCUGAAGCGAACGCAGUUAUGUACAAUGGACGUGGACGUGGACGUGGAGGUAGACGUGGACGUGGAGGUAGACGUGGACGAGGUAGAAGUCGUUGGCAUUAUCGUUAUGAUCGUGGGAAUUUUUCUAAUACCCACAAUGCGCUAAACCACCAAAAGAAAUUUGAUAAAUUUGAAUCAAAGCAAUCAAAUCCUGAAGAUUUACCAAAUAAGUCCCAGAAGGAUAAGGAAGAUAUAUGUUAUAGAUGUGGUGGUUCGGGGCACUGGUCACGUACUUGUCAUACACCUCAGCAUUUGAUUAAACUUUAUCAAGAGUCAAUCAAAGGGAAAGGCAAAAUGGUGGAAACCAAUUUUGCAGACAAGAUAGUGGAAUCCAAUUGUGCAGACUUUAAUAAUGACAUUGAGUUAAAUGAUUUAACUCAUCUUGAUAUGGCUCAUUUCUUUGAUAACGCUGAGGAGAAUGUUGACCUUCUAGUUGGGGAUGGAUCUACGCAGAUGGAUUGA